UACAGAGCACUACGUAUAUUAUUACCACAAAAGACCUCUAUAAAUACUUGAUAAUAUUCCCUUGCUGACUCAGUACUAAUUUUGAACUUUUGUAGAGUUUACCUCAAUCAACCUCAAAAUGAAGGCAUUUCUGCUCCUACUUACCGUUGCUACAUCUUGCUCGGGAACUGUAUUUAACAUAAGUGGCGAAGCUGUACUUAAAUAUGUCGACGAUGCCAAAUAUUUAGUUUAUGAAACAAAUGACGGAUUUUACGAAGUCGAAGAUCUUUCCGCACCUGAUUCAGAACUUUCCGUACUUUCCGCAACUGAAUCAGAUAUAACGUUCCAUUUCUUCUCACAAUCGAAUCACAAUGGUGUGCAAAUCAAGAAAAGUCAGCUACGUAACAUUGUCCGACUUACAGGAUUUAAUGUAAGCAUUGAAACUCUAGUUGUCAUUCACGGAUGGAAAAACGAUCACACAUCAGCUGUCAAUGAUCAAAUCAAAAACGCAGUUUUGCAAAACAACAAUAUCAAUGUUAUUGUAGUUGAUUGGAAUCCAAUUGCGAGGCAGAAAUACAUUAGAGCUCGACGUGCCGUUGUAAGAGUCGGAAACUACAAGGAAACUUUUUUGAUCAGAUUGGAUAACGAACUUCAACACAGAUUGAAGAAAGUAUCCAUCGUUGGACAUUCCCUGGGAGCUCACGUUGCUGGAAAUGCUGGAGCUAGAACUGGUGGUUUAGUAGAAAACAUUAUUGGACUGGAUCCUGCAGGACCUUUUACUAGAAGAAAUAUAAAUAAUCGUUUAGACCCUACCGAUGCCCGUUACGUUCAAGUCAUCCACACCAAUGACGGGCGUUUAGGAUUUGGAGUUAAAUCGGGACACGUUGAUUAUUAUCCUAAUGGCGGUAGAUCUCAACCGGGAUGUGGCACGGACUUACUUGGAAGAUGUGCGCACAGAAGAGCAUACAAUUACUACGCAGAAAGCAUAAACAAUAACAAAUUCAUGUCUCGAUUGUGCUCAAAAUACUCCUCCUUUACCUCUAACAGAUGCAAUUCCAACAGAGCAAGUCUUAUGGGAGGUUUUCCAAUUUCCAGAUCGGCUAAUGGAAACUACUACCUUCGUACAAACUCCAAGCCCCUAUUUGCUAGAGGUUAACUGAUAAACACCAGUGUAUUGAUGAAAUAUGUAUAUAUGUAUAAAAUAGUUAAGUAUUAAACGUAACCUGCAUAAAUUUA
Molecule: messenger RNA, 1215 nt
Organism: Sitophilus oryzae (rice weevil)
Lineage: Eukaryota; Metazoa; Arthropoda; Insecta; Coleoptera; Curculionidae
Product: pancreatic triacylglycerol lipase-like
Exons: 6
Coding region: 119-1135 (338 amino acids)
Biological process (GO): lipid metabolic process
Molecular function (GO): lipase activity
Source: RefSeq, a predicted model, not a curated record